Molecule: messenger RNA, 3566 nt
Organism: Fomitopsis serialis
Lineage: Eukaryota; Fungi; Basidiomycota; Agaricomycetes; Polyporales; Fomitopsidaceae
Exons: 5
Coding region: 454-3180 (908 amino acids)
Source: RefSeq, a predicted model, not a curated record
UGUCGUGUGCGAGCAUUCCUCCGUGGUGCGGGUGCGGUGGUACAUAAGUAGUGCGGGUGUGCACGACGCGGACGCUGCUGCAGCCUGAGCAACUUGUCUGGCACGAUCACGCGUACCGUGUCGCGAUCACGUGUGAAGAGCGCUACUGCGGUAUCUUCCUCGGGAGCUUCUCGUCUGGGCCGUGCAGCCUCCGCCGCUGGCAACUGACGCUUGCAGUCCGUCGACCCGACCCUGUGGGUCUCUUUCAUCACGCUCACGAUUUAGCUUUUGUAACUCACGCGCACGACUGCCUUUCCUUCCUCCGCCUCUUCCUUCCCCCGCCCUCGGCGACCCAUUCGCGACCCUCCUCGAGCGGUCGACGCUGGCCCCUCUCGAUUUCUGGACAUUUCCUUGGUUACCGUCCCCCUGGCUGGGCCCGCGAUCAGCAGAUCGUAUUGAAGAUUCUCUACAUGCAUGGCAGAUACCUUGUUUUCGAUCACUGUCGACGACAACUCCCCCACAAUCGCGUACGCGCCAUUCGGUGACACUCUUGGCCAACCCGAUGUCAGUGCAGGGUGGAAUCCAUACUACACCGGCUCGGGCUUCUCUUCAGGCUCCAACUCGUCGUCCAGCUCGGCGGUGAGCAACUUCGGUAAUGGUACGAGUUUGCACGUCACUGCAUGCGACGGAGCGCAGGUGGCAAUACAGUGGAACGGCACUGCAAUCAACGUGUUCGGUACCAUCACCGCAAAUGGCUCGAGCGCACUCACGUACUCUGUCUCCCUGGAUGGGAACGCGACGACAAACUUCUUUUCCCGCAUAUCCUCGCCAGCGUCAGUGGAUACUGCUGCCAAUGAUGUCCUGGCCUCGUUCUCCAAUCUAUCAGAUGAACCGCACGAGAUCGUGUUGACAGUGCAUAAUGCGGGGACGACAGGCAGCAACGAUGCCACCAACCUGGACUUGGUUGUCGCGUUUGACAGCUUCGAGUUGUUCAUGGACGGAGACGGCCCGCCCACAUCUUUGUCCUCUUCAUCAACAUCAGAAGCGCCCACAACCACCUCCAUACCGGAUGGCGCGGUCUCGUACCGUGGGCAGUGGUCGUUCACCACUGGGCUUCUAUCAGACCUCCCAGAAGCCGCCUUCCAUACGAGUACGAACGUCGGCGACAGUGCGCGGGUCGAUUUCAAUGGUACCGCCGUGUCCCUGUCAGGACUCACGACGCCCUCCUCGGGGACGUACAACGUUACUCUUGACGACCGCCUGUAUCCUACAUUGUCGGCGCGCGCCUCGUUCACGGCCGCGUCCCCUGUUGUAUUGUUCUACGUCGCCGACCUCGACCCCGCGGUACCCCACUCCUUGGAAAUUGUUAAUGCCGGCGCGGACGGAGGAGGAAACGAUCUAACUGCAGACUUGGUUGUCCUGGCUGGCGGCAUAAACGUGACGAUGGCAGGAAACACGACGACAACCGGGACAUUGACUACUAGCAGUCAUCUAUCACAUGGCGCCGUUGCAGCCAUCGCUGUGGGUAUUGUGCUUGGCGUCUUUCUGCUGCUUGCUUUCAUCCUAGUCAUGGUCUGUUGGAGACGGAGAAGGGCACGAAGAAAGGAGAGCUUCCUGGUGAACCCGCGGGUGAGCUACUGGCAGCGUAACUGGCCACGCUGGUUCUCGACUCGGGCGGCAAGCACGGCACCGCAAGAGACCACCUUCGUGCGGGAGAAGGACACCCAAUGGCGAGACAGUAUGCCUCCUAGCCAUAGGCCAGCCAUCUUGCAGAUCGGUCGUCCAAUCAUCCCACGGGAGAAGGAGGAGGCCAGGCAUGACUACGUUGCCUCUGACGUCGGGACACAGGGUCAUUCAGCCCAGCGGCCGCGCCAUGUCUCGCAGAACUCGGAUGGCAGCUUCUCCAUUGAGCUGCCGGAACUGUCUGCGGUGCCGCUGCGGAACCCCACCAGUCCCUUUCCCUACACGCCGGAACCUCCGUCCCUCGUCUCGCAGUCAUCCGCCAUUCCCCGUACGUCAACGACGCCUCCCGACACCCUCAAUCGACCACGCUCGCUACGUCCCAGAGGACCCCGCGAAAUGCAUGGGCGGGAUAGCAGCCGGGGAAUCUUGCUCGGCGAGAUGCUCAGUUCGACGUCUGAUUGGGAGGUCGAGGAGAACGCAACUCCUCUCAGGGUCGAGUUCGCGGCGCAGUCGCAGCCUCGUACGGAGCGUCGCACGGAGAGAUAUCUCAGCGCUGGCGGAGUCUCCUUACCGCAGUCCCUCAAGCAGGCGCUGGCCCGAGGAAGUUUUGACGGGGCGAAUGCGGAAGCGGGCCCGUCAAGACCCUCGACGUUCCUGUCGUUCUUGGACUUCUCAUCAAACUCGUCGCGGUCGUCGUCGCGGUCGCGGUCGCUCCGGCAGUCUUCAUCGUCACAGUCCAAGCGAUCAACACGAAGCUCGGCGAGGUCACGACGCGAGAGCAACCCACAGAAUGCCCCGCCACUUCCGACAGAUCGUCGUGAGUCGAUGGGCUUGUCCAUGACUGUCGCCGGAGGGCCGACAGAGAGCAGACCCUCGCUCAGCCCCGAAAUCUCCCUCCAAACCGUACCUCUCCCCACACCCCUCCUCGUCGUACCCCCAGACCACCCACACGACAUAUCCGACCCUGCCCUCCGCUUAGACGACGUGGGCGAACUUCCUUCCCCUUCAGAUUCUAUCCCUAUGACCGUCUCCGAUAUUCACUUCCGACAUUCCAUCCAGUCAUCCGUAUCGCCCAUCACCGAGUCCCGCCGCACGAGUGCGUUCCGCCUAAGUGGGUCGCACCGUGUACCGCACCCACCUCUCCCAGGGGGCGACCUACAAUCUGCACUUGUAUCACCGACCCGUCCUACGCAUGUGAAAAGCAACUCGCAAGGAACGAUGCCCCGGCCGUACAUCAUGCAGAAGCUCAUGGGUCUUCCCACCACCGCACCGGGUUCAAGUUCCACCACUGCUACGCCAUUGGGGAGCCCGACAGCACCGUCAUCAAGACUUGAUCCCCCAGAAGGCUCCCGGUCAGCGACCGGGGGCGGCCGGCCACGAACAGCAGACGAGCCGCUGUCGCGGACGGACUCCCGCUCUACCCCCGCAGAGCAACGGGGUAGCACGGCGCCAACACCGGGCAGUACGAAUCUCAGUUUCGGUUCAAGGAGUGCAUUUGGGUUUCUGGGUCGACGAUGACAUACGCCAGGACGUUGGUCUGUGUACCCGAGGAUUUGUAGCGCAUGCUCUAGAUCAUCUUGCUUACGCCCACAUACUGUACUACACGGCAUGCAUUCACAAAAGUUUGGUUUUCGCGUUGCAUUCAUACGGAGCAUUUCUUGCUUCACCUUUUGCAUUUGUACAACCUAAGUUAUCGGACGGUUGCAUUCGUCGUUCUUUCGGUGUCUACGCAUCAGUUGUCUCUUUCGCAUCGACGGCUCCCAAAGGCAGUCUACUAUGCGGUCUCCUGUCUUGCACUCGGUUGCAAAUUACCCCUAUCCUUGAAGUCAUGGCUCUCUAUCGCUUGUAACAUAGCUACAGUGUUGUAACAGUACAUCUGCUUAAUGCACAGAAGAAUCGCGAGA